Messenger RNA from Cyclocybe aegerita, 1362 nucleotides. Lineage: Eukaryota; Fungi; Basidiomycota; Agaricomycetes; Agaricales; Hemipholiotaceae. The record is from the annotation of a GenBank genome assembly.
AUGCUUUUCAUGACUCGGAGCUGUCGACAUUUACCAUUUUCCUUUCGAGCCGCUCGGAACAUCGUGAACACGAGGCACUCACAGCCUUCGAAACUUCGGCUCAUUCACGAUGCGGCCUCCAACUCGACGCCGGUGGAGAAAAUCAUACGUGACAAUAUAAAGGUCACUGGGCCGCUGCCUUUUGCGACUUAUAUGCAACUAUGUCUGUCUCAUCCAACCCAUGGUUACUACAUGAACACCGCCAAUGAGGUUUUCGGCUCGAAAGGAGACUUUAUAACGAGUCCAGAGAUCAGUCAGGUUUUCGGAGAGUUGGUCGGGGUGUGGCUUUUAUCUCAGUAUGCGAGCCUUGGGAACGAGAAAAUCCCAUUUAGACUCGUUGAGCUUGGGCCUGGUCGGGGAACGCUUAUGGACGACAUUUUACGGGUGAUCGCAAGACUACAGCACACAAAGCAGGAAAUCAACGUACACUUGGUGGAAACAAGUCCUGCUAUGCGCGCAUUGCAGGACGCAAAGCUAACAUGCGACAGUCGACCGAAUGUCCUACUCCAUUGGCACAACUCCAUCAGCGAAAUCCCUACAACUUCAGAGUACACUAUGCUUGUGGCUCACGAAUUCUUUGAUGCCCUUCCAAUUCACGUUAUCCAGAAAAUGGAGACUGGUUGGCAUGAGGUGCUCAUAUCCUCCGACACACAAGGACCAACGCAAUCCAUCGGCGUCAAUGACGCUCCGACCUCUCAGCCACCCUCACAGUCAGCCCAAACUGCUUUCUCUCCACUUCGCCGUGGACUCGCUCGGCAACCGUCUGCCGCAUCCACUCUGCUCGGACAUUCAUCGCCUCGUUUCCAAAACCUACCCGUGGGCUCGACGUUGGAAGUAUCGCCUACGGCCUUCAGAAUAGCGAGGAAAGUGGGCGAGCUGCUUGAAGCAGGAAGGCAAUUAGAUGGCGACAAGCUGUCUACAGGCGGAUGUGGAUUGAUUAUUGACUAUGGUGGUGGUCAUGCAUCGAGCAACUCCUUCAGGGCGUUCAAGGAUCAUAAGAUCGUCGACGCAUUCCAUGAGCCAGGAAAUUGCGAUUUGACGGCAAAUGUGGACUUCGCAUACCUGACAGAAGCAAUGAACGACCUUGUGGCGACGUACGGACCCAUAACCCAAGGCUCGUUCCUGGAACGUAUGGGUCUACAACUACGACUCCAAGGGCUGUUGAAGGCGGCGAAGACGGAUGACCAGCGAGAGAGGAUUAAAGAGGCGGCAACGAGGCUGGUGGACCCUUCUAGGAUGGGAAAGGAGUACCAGGUCUUAGGAAUCACAAAUAAGCCUUCGCAGGAGAGUAUUUGGCCGUUUGUUUCCGAUGUGAAGUUGUAG